This is a messenger RNA of Austrofundulus limnaeus, 1307 nucleotides long. RefSeq names its product pseudouridine synthase 1 (gene pus1). The record is from RefSeq and is a predicted model, not a curated record. Gene Ontology annotation, molecular function: RNA binding; pseudouridine synthase activity. Gene Ontology annotation, cellular component: nucleus. NCBI's taxonomy places the organism in Eukaryota, Metazoa, Chordata, Actinopteri, Cyprinodontiformes, Rivulidae. Gene Ontology annotation, biological process: mRNA pseudouridine synthesis; tRNA pseudouridine synthesis.
AUCGUCAGAGGUUGAAGUUGACCGCACCACGUGAGACCUUAUUCAUCAAUUUUUUCUUUUACUUCAUAUGGCAUUUUUAGCUUCUAUAUUUUGGAUGUUUACAAGUAAAGUUGUAGAAAGGCGUUUAAAAUCUUUAUUUUAGAAAAAACAUUUGAUGCUAAUUCGCGCAAAACCUCCCGGCUAAUCGAGCAGACUGCAGAGUUAGCAUCUCGUAGCUCCAGUCCAGGUUCUUAAAAAUAAAUAGUUCUUUAGCUUGAUUAUGAUAAAAGUCCGACAAGUGUUGAGUUCAGUUAAGUACCGACAGACGCUAAAGGCAAACGAAUGUUUCUGCUGCUGGUCAAGUGGUUUCUCUGAAGCUGCAGCUGAUCGAUGACCUAAUAAAAAAUAUAAAUGAACAUUUGCCGCCACAGAUCAGGGUUCUUGGAGUUAAGCGAGUGACCCAGGGUUUUGAUUCCAGAAUCAAAUGCGAUGCUCGCACAUAUUCCUACAUGCUUCCAACUGUGGCCUUUGCUCCUAAAGACUAUGAUACUGGGAAUAUAGAAGGCUUUCGGCUGGAACCAGAGACACUUCGGAGGGUAAACAGUCUUUUUGCUGUCUAUAAAGGCACUCAUAACUUCCACAACUUCACCUCCGGGAAGACUUCAGAUGACCCCAGUGCCCGCCGCUACAUCAUGGAGAUGUCCUGUGGAGAGCCUUUUGUCCGCAACAAUUAUGAGUUCGCCGUGAUCACCGUGCGAGGCCAGAGUUUUAUGCAGCACCAAAUUCGUAAGAUGAUUGGCCUGGUGAUUGCCGUGAUCAAGGGCUAUGCAACAGAAGAGAUGAUGGAGCAAUGCUGGGAGCACGAAAAGGCGGAUAUUCCCAAAGCUCCGGGACUCGGGCUGGUCCUCGAAAAGGUUCACUUCGACCUGUACAACAAACGCUUCGGAGGGGACGGUCUGCAUGAGCGGCUAGAAUGGGACCACUUGGAGGAGGAAAUCAAGGCCUUCAAAGAGGCUCACAUUUACCCCACCAUUAUUGAGAUGGAGUGUCAGGAGGGCUCCAUGAUCAGCUGGAUGGCCACGCUUCCCAAACACAGCUUUGAUUCAUCAUCUACCAAAACACAAGAUGAUGAGAGUCAAAAACAGGACCCUGCCGACGAGGGGAAGGACUCUGAUUAAUCACUGCAGAGAGAUACAUUUUGUUAUUAAAAAAAACUCAUUUGGAGUUUAAUUGUUCCAUUUUCAUUUAUUUAGCAGGAAUAAAUCAUGUUCAUAAAAUACAAUGAUUGAUAAUAAUGAUAAUAAAAACUUCUUAUUUCUUUGUGGCAA